GAGUGACUGUGUUUGGAGGAGAAAGACAGGAGUGGGCAGAGUGAGAGGGAAGACAGGAACGAGGGAGAGAAGUUAAAAUAAAGGUUAACCCUGGAGAAUGAAGUGGUGACCAAGAGACAGGCAGACAGUGAAGAGAGAUGACAAGAUAGUGUGACGGGGACAGAUUCACAGUGUGGAAAACCUGAACAGGAGAAAAGGACAGUUAAGGGCUUUUGAAGACAGACAGGAGACAGAAGGGGAGUAUCUGGAACCUUUUCAUUUAUCACAGCUUCCUCUUAAGACAUCAGAGAGGGUGAAAGACAGGAAACCCUACAGGUGUAGAUGCAGACAGGUGGACAGUUAGACAUGCUGUCUAUGCUUCUGCUUCUCUGCGUGGCUAGAGGAGUAUGGGGGUCCACCCCUGAAGCGUGGGGGUACGGACAGGGGCCGGCAGCACCAGUCUGCCCGUCUCCAUGCCAGUGUGAAGAAGAUGGGAUCUUCAUGAUGGUGGACUGCUCAGAACUGGGACUAUCGUCUGUGCCAGCCAACCUCAGCCCUCUCACCACAUACCUGGAUCUGAGUAUGAACAACAUCAGUGAGAUCCAGCCCAGAGCCUUCCACCGGCUGCACCUGUUAUCAGAACUGCGCAUCUCAGGGAAUCAGCUGAGGUAUAUCUCAGGCCACGUUCUCCAGGGUCUCUACAACCUCAAAGUUCUGAUGCUACAAAAUAACCAACUGGAGAGACUUCCUGAUGAUGUUCCAUGGGACCUACCCAACCUACUGUCCUUGCGUCUUGAUGCUAACCUGCUGUCUGAGGUUCCAGCUAGGGCCUUUACAGGAGUUCACUCUCUGAGACACCUGUGGUUGGAUGACAACUCCCUAACAGAGAUCCCGGUGCCAGCCCUGGAUUCUCUGCCCUCUCUGCAGGCCAUGACAUUGGCCCUCAACCAGAUCACACACAUUCCAGAUUAUGCAUUCACCAACCUCUCCGCCCUUGUUGUACUACAUCUCCAUAACAACCAGAUCCAGAGCAUGGGCGCAAGAUGUUUUGAAGGUUUACACAGUUUGGAGACACUGGAUUUAAACUACAAUGAUUUGCAGGAGUUCCCUGUGGCCAUCAGGACACUGAGUAAGCUUCAGGAACUGGGCUUCCAUAACAACAAUAUCAAAGCCAUCCCUGAGAGGGCCUUUGUGGGAAACCCUCAGCUCCAAACCAUCCAUUUCUAUGAGAACCCCAUCCAGUUUGUGGGAAAAUCCGCUUUCCAGUUCUUACCUAAGUUGCACACACUUUCCCUUAAUGGAGCAACCCAGAUUCAAGAGUUUCCUGACCUGAAAGGAACCACCAGCCUGGAAAUUCUGACACUGACUCGUGCAGGUCUCUCAGCUCUCCCUCUGGAUCUAUGUGAGCAGCUGCCUCGCCUCAAAAUGCUGGAGCUGUCUUACAACCAGAUAGAGGAGCUGCCUAGUUUUCACCACUGCACUGCUCUGCAAGAGAUCGGGCUACAACAUAACCAAAUCACAAGGAUAGAGUCAAGCACCUUCCAGCAGCUCACUUCUCUAAGAGCACUCGAUCUUAGCUGGAACAUGAUCCAAUGGAUCCACCCUGAUGCUUUUGCCUCAUUUCACUCUUUGAUCAAACUGGACCUGACUGAGAACCGCCUCAGCUCAGUACCUGUUGCAGGUUUGGGGGGUCUCACCCAUCUCAAGCUGCGGGGCAACACAGAGUUAUACGAGGCCUUUAGUCCUGAUUACUUCCCUCGCAUGAGGGUGAUAGAGAUGCCUUAUGCCUACCAGUGCUGUGUAUAUGGAUCCUGUGAUAACUACAAGCGGGACGCAGAGCAAAGCAACACUGAUGAGGACCUACACAAGAGAACUGUAGCUAUGUACCCUAUCCACGCCGACGCACACUAUGACCCUGACCUGGAGGAGUUCCAACUAGAAAUAGAGGAGUCAAAACUACAGACCAGUGUCCAGUGCACACCCACACCAGGUCCCUUCCGUCCCUGUGACUCUCUGUUGGACAGCUGGCUGGUUCGUGUGGGCCUGUGGUCCAUCUCCCUGGUGUCUCUGCUGGGGAACUCUCUACUGCUUCUGUCUCUUUUUGACUCAGCCAGCUACCUGUCACCACUCCGAUUCACUGUGGCCUGCAUGGGAGCCUCAAAUCUGCUGACGGGCGUGUGUACGUGCACCCUGGCCCUUGUGGAUGCUCUUACUCUGGGAGAGUUUGGCCACCAUGGUGCUCGCUGGGAAAAGGGUCCUGGCUGUCAAGCGACAGGAUGGGUCUGGGUGUUUGCGUCUGAAGCGAGUGUGUUGCUGCUGACUCUCGCAGCCGUGCAGUGUGGUGUGAGCGUGUCAUGUGCCCGUGCCUAUGGGAAGUCCCCAUCCCUUAGAAGUGUACGCACAUGUGCACUUUUCUGCGUCAUUCUUUCCCUUAUCCUGGCCUCUCUUCCAGUGGUAGGAGUUGGAGAGUAUGGGUCCUCACCUUUAUGCCUUCCCUCACCCUUGCCUCCAUCAUCCUCUCAGCUGCCGACCUCCCUGGGCUUCCCCUUGGCCCUCAUUAUGAUGAACACCCUUUGCUUGCUUAUAAUCACAGGUUCAUACAUCCGUCUAUACUGGGAGUUACUUAGGGGGGAGUGUGAGGGCCUGUGGGACUGUGCUAUGAUCAAACAUGUUGCCUGGCUAAUAUUUACCAAUGGUCUCCUCUAUGUACCAGUAGCUUUCCUCUCCCUCUGCUCACUCCUGGGUCUUCUCUCUCUGGGGGAGGAGGUGUUAAAAUCAGUCCUCCUGCUUCUCCAGCCCCUGCCUGCCUGCCUCAAUCCUCUGCUCUUUCUCCUUUUCACACGAGACCAUUCCCAAUUUUUCUUCUGGCCUCAUCCCAAAGCAUGUCCACAGCUACGCCGAGACCGCACUCUGGACUCGCUGGUUUCUGUGGAAACAGAGAAGAGCUCCUGCUCCGAUUCCUCAACGCAGGUAUCACUCAAUGAUGCUGACGGCCCCCACAUCAGAUUUUCCCACUGCUCUUCUACUUCUUCCGUUCCUCUCAUUCCUUGCCAGAUACUCAUUCCCACAGCCAGAGAAAGAGACAUGGUAACAGAACACGAAAUCCUGAAUGACGAUGAAUGUCUAAGGAGUUUGGAUCAAGAAGUGAUUCAUAAGACUUGCCCCCUGUAUCACUCUACCAUGAGUCCCUCUCAUCCAUGAGCCUCCAAGCUAGGUGUGUGAAAAAGUGGGACAAUAGGACAUUAAAGAAACAGCAGAAGCUCUGGGUUAUUAAUCCCCAAGCACCUCCACACAGACUAUAGAGUACUUUGGAGAAGCUAAUGAGACACAGCAAAGUGCCUCUGAAAAUAGAGAAUGCAGCUAAAAGUUCCUUUCAAAAUAAAGACUAAGGAAACACCACAAUACAGCACUCACUAGUGGACUGUGUCUGUCAUGGACUCACAAGACAAAAAGCAAACUCAAAUAAAAGCUUGUGACUGACUACAUUGAAAAUCUAAGCAUCAGACAAAUCAAUGGUUUAGUGGGGGAGUUUAAGUAAAACCAAUAGAAUUUUAAGUGUAAAUGAAAUGUGAUCAUGAAACAUGCAGCUUAUUGGUUGGUUAUAGUUCAAAUAUAAUUAUCCUUGUUUUUUUUAUAUAAGUUCUACCUUAUCGCUAAGGUCUGUUUCAAAUAAACAGAACUCAUCAUCAAGCACACGAGGACAUUUUACCAGGGUAAGCUAAUAUUUUUCACUCACCGCUAUGUUAUUGUCAGAUAUAUUUCUCUGCAACUGUGUAACAGCAGUUAUAAAAAUGUUAUUCUUUAUGUGGCAGCCAAAUGCAACAUGAAACACAUUGCACAUAAUUUUAUACAGUUUACACAAUUUUGUUUCCAAUAUGCAACUCUGCCCAACAGGAGGCAAGCAGUUAUACAGACUGAAUGGGAUGUCGCUAUCUUUCUACAGACAUUAUAGUAGGCUAGCAAUACAUACGUAUGAUGUAACUACCUCUGAACUAGCAUGGUAUUGACUCACUACAGCCUUAAGA
This is a messenger RNA of Monopterus albus (swamp eel), 4004 nucleotides long. RefSeq names its product leucine-rich repeat containing G protein-coupled receptor 6 (gene lgr6). Gene Ontology annotation, molecular function: protein-hormone receptor activity; protein binding; G protein-coupled peptide receptor activity. NCBI's taxonomy places the organism in Eukaryota, Metazoa, Chordata, Actinopteri, Synbranchiformes, Synbranchidae. Gene Ontology annotation, biological process: adenylate cyclase-activating G protein-coupled receptor signaling pathway; activation of adenylate cyclase activity; hormone-mediated signaling pathway. The record is from RefSeq and is a predicted model, not a curated record. The coding region runs from base 322 to 3180 and encodes 952 amino acids. Gene Ontology annotation, cellular component: plasma membrane. The transcript is spliced from 18 exons.